ACCAAAAGCUGUGAUCAGUGCAAUGAGCGUGUAGGCUGCCUGCUGUAAGGCGCGUACAGUAUAAUCAUCGGCCGCACUGCGCGAUUCUUGCGACUCCAGAGGCAGGUGUCGCGCUGCGAGGGGACGCUGCUAUCGUGGCGCUACUUGAUACCCCUACAGUGAGCCGCAUUGUGCCCGUCAACCGCUUCGUCGAUCGCUUUGCCGUCGAACUACAGGAACUAGUGCUUCCUCCGUCAGCUCCUCGGCCGUUGCUUGAUCAUUCCUCCUCUCCUCGCUAAUCUCCCAUCCCGUCUCUUAAUUUCUCGUGUCGUGAUCAUCCAUCCCCUAACUUGUGCCCCCGGUACCGCGAUCGGCAACUAUUCCGUUCGCCCUUGUGGGGAAAUAUCCCCCUCGCGAGCUUGCGCGGUAUCUCGGGAAUUCCUACCUUACCUUGAAUGCCAUUGCAACCGCAGUAUCUCUUGACGUGGCGCUAGGGCUGGGUGCUACCGUAGUCGACUCAAAAUUCAACCGCAACGAUAUGACCUAGCGGGGCCAGGCCAGCCAGUUCCACUCCGCGCCAAGCAGGAAUUGAGGAGCUCCGCGCGUGUAAAGCACCUUGCGCCAGGCAGUAGGGCCGGUAGCAGCGCGGACUGCAGCAGAAGCAAGCAGGGACUGCUAGCUAGCUGUUCGCAAAGUAUAUUAUUGAAUCGCCGUUUCGGCGGUGCUCGUCUUUCUCGGAGUCCGUUUAUCUCGGACGCCGCCUAUAAGCAGCACCCUCAAGCCAAGUCUCCGCGGAAGAGACGGAGAGGAGGUGGAGAGGGGGCGGAGAGGAGGCGGAGAGGAGGCGGAGAGCAGCAGUGCUGGCACAUUGGCUUGGCUUGGCCCGUGGGGAGUAGAGCACUAGCCUACACUCGGGAACUGGGGGUUUUAAAAGCCCCGGUUAGGAAGCAGCAGAACCGCCGACAGCAGCACCGACAGCAGCACCGACAGCAACACCGACAGCAGCACCGACAGCAGCAGGCAGCAGGCAGCAGGUGUAGUUCACAAAUCAGAAAACGCGCGUGUGGGCGCAGGGAUAGGGCAGCGGAUGAGGGAAGGCGGCAGAGGGAAGGCGGCGGUAGAAGGGAGGUGGGCAGAUGUGAAGCGGUGAGAGUGGACAGGUAGAGGGUUUGACGCGCGCGCGCGCUCGCGUGUGUGUGUAGUGUGAGUAGUGCAUGCUUCCAGUGGCAAUGGAUGAGGGUGGUGGUGGCGGUGGCGGCGGUGUGAUGCAAGUGAGCUUCACGGACAUGCACGAUUUCAAGGCGCUCGUCUCGCUGCAAGACGCUAUAGUGCUCAACCAGGUGGAGAAGCGGGCGCAGGAGCAGAGCCGCGUGUGGUGGAGCCACGAGGCGAACCGGGGCCCGCACUGGUUCCACGUGGAGGACGGCACGCAGGCCGCACGCACCCAGGCCGCCAUCGCCACCACUGCAUCCCUCCACACCACAUCGCUCCUCCACUCCCACUCCAACUCCCACUCUCUAUCUCACAUUCCCUCUCACUCUCACUCCCAUUCGCACUCGCUCUCUCACACGUACUCAGACCCGAGCUCGCAUUCUCGCGGCUUGUCUGCCGCGUCGCUGUCUCGCAGCGAGGCUUCUAGUAGGGAAGGCUCCGCCCACGGGCCUGCUCCUCUCUCUGCUUCCUCCUCCGCGCCCUCUCUGCCUUAUCCUGCCAUUGCUCCCACCAAUACCAGCACUACCGCUACCACCACCACUACUAUUGGCACUGGCACUGGCACUGGCACUGGCGAUGGCUCUUGCUGUACUAGCACUAGUGCUUCAGUCAGCACCUCGUCCGAUCCUCCCCCUGUAACUGCACCAGAGCGUCUUCCCUCCUCCGCCACUUCCUCCCAUCAAGAUCCUUCCUCCUUCUCCUCCUCCUCCCCACCCUUGGCGUGCUGUUUAACUGCCUCCUCCUCCUCCCCUCUCCUCUCCUUCCCCACUAACAACGCCGUCUCCUCUACCCCUUCCUCCUCUUCCUCCGCCUCCUCCUCCCUCCACCCCCGCGCCUCCUCCUCCUCCUCCCCAUCCCCCUACAGGCCCUCUGCCUCUCCCCUCCACACACGCCCCCACGCAUCCUCCGUCCCUUCCCGCCACUCCGCCUCCCCGCUCCGCCCCUCCCGCCACUCCGCCUCCCCCCUCCGCUCCCGCCACUCCGCCUCUCCACUCCGCUCCCGCCCCUCCUCCUCCUCCUCCCGGCCCUCCUCCCGCUCCUCCUCCUCCUCCUCCUCGCGGCCCUCGUCCUCCUCCGGCGCCUCAUCACUGACCAGCUUCGCGUUUGGCAGCGGGGCCGUGUCCUCGUCCACCCUAAAGCGCCUGAUAAGGAAGGGCAUUCCGCCGCACCUGAGGGCGCGCGUGUGGAAGGCGGUGUCGGGGGCAGGGCGCAAGCAGGCGGUGGCGCCGGUGGACUACUACAACUGGCUCGUGGGGGAGACCGCAGGGAAGGAGACGGACCACACGCUGCAGAUCGACAAUGACCUGCACCGCACGUUCCCAGGGCACCCGCGCAUGGACACAGCAGAGGGGCUGGCAGCGCUGCGCAGAGUGCUGGUGGCGUACUCGUUCAGAGACACUCACGUGGGGUACUGCCAGGGCAUGAACUACAUGGCGGCGUACCUGCUGCUGGUGAUGCGCAGCGAGGAGGACGCGUUCUGGAUGCUGGCGACGCUGGUGGAGAACGUGCUGUACGACGACUGCUUCGCCGAGGACCUCUUUGGCGUGCACGUGGAGAUGCGCGUGCUCAAGGACCUGCUGCACCGCAAGCAGCCCAAGCUGGCAGCGCAUCUGGACGCCAUUCAGUUUGAGCCAUCGCUCGUCACCACCGAGUGGUUCCUCUGCGUCUUCGCCAAGAGCUUCCCCUCCGAGACGACUCUGCGGGUGUGGGACGUGCUGUUCAACGAGGGUGCCAAGGUCCUCUUCCGAGUGGCUCUCGCGCUCUUCAAGAUGAACGGGGCGGAGCUUCAGCAGGCGACGCACGUGGGCGAGGCAGUGGAGGUAUUGGUGCACGCCACGGCGCAGCAGUACGACCCCGAGGUGCUGCUGCAGGUGGCAUUCGACCGCCUGGGGCCCAUGCCCAUGGCCACCAUCGCCAAGCAGCGCCGUCGCCAGAAGGUCACCGUCACCGCCGCGCUGGAGCUCCGGCAGCAGCAGGUCGCAUCGUACCAAUCGUCCCGUGCUGCUGCUGCUGCCGCUGCUGCUGCUGCUGCUGCGGCUGAGGCUGAUGCUGAGGCUGCCGCUGCUGGGGCUGCUGCUGCUGGUAAUGGUGGUGAGAGCAAUGACAAGGGCAGUGCGAUUGUGAAUGGUACAAAUGGGUCUAGCAGGGAGUUGAGCAGCAGUAGUGGUGAGACAGGAGGUGGCGCAGGGGAUGGGAAUGGGGAUGCGGAUGGGGAUGGGGAUGGGGAUGGCAGCUGUAGCGGCCAAAAGGGCAUUAGCGGAAGGGGUAACAGCAGCAGCAGCGACAACAACAGCCACUUCCAUCGUCUACCCCCCAACGGCAUAAGCAGCCUUUCGUCGUCACUCUCGUACGACGCGGGCACCACCGUCGUAAGAGCCCCGUCAGCAGCAGCAGCCGUGGCCUGCUCUUCCCCCUCUCCCGGCUCAUCCCCGAGCACAUCCCCAGUGCAGGAGGGCGAGCAGCGGCAGAUGCGCAUCAGCUCAGCAUCAGCCGUGGAUCUCCACGCUCACUCCCCUCCCCGUCCUCGCACGUCCCAAACCCACACCCACUCUCGGGGCCGGCUGCAAGCCGGAGCUUUCGGGCAGCGCAGUUUCCAGGGUCAGGGACAGAGCCAGGGUCAGGGGCAGAGCCAGGUUGGCCAGCUGCAGCAGAUAGGGUCGUUUGGGAAGCUGCGGGCGGCGGCCGUGAGUGCGUCAAUGCAUAUGAGUGCAGCCAUGGUUGCUGUUGCGGAGAGAGCGUCGGUGCGGCGGCACUUGAAGAGGCACCAGCAGCGGCAGCAGGGCGGGGAGCGGGAGAUUGCCCGCACUGCAUCUCUCUAGUUGAGACUAAAGAGUGCGCUGCAGGAUAAAAUACCAUGCGUGGCUUUUUGAAGGGAUGCUCACUUGGUUCCGCUUGACUGAGUUUUUAUCCUUCGGCUCUCAAGUACUAGGAAAACCCGUUUCCUGAUGCAUGCGGCGGGUGUUAAUACCUGCUGGUAUUUGUGCUUGUGGCGAGAAAGUGGGGGGUUGCAAGCAAAUGGCUGACUCCAGGGAUCAACGUUUUCCUUGGUUCGUUCCGACUUGGUUUGGACGCGCUGGUGUAAAGACUAGCUGUCACAAGGAGGCUCACAUCUUUGUCAUGCACGGUUACUUCAUCUUAACCACCAUACCAUUU
Closterium sp. NIES-67 is the source of this 4344-nucleotide messenger RNA. The record is from the annotation of a GenBank genome assembly. NCBI's taxonomy places the organism in Eukaryota, Viridiplantae, Streptophyta, Zygnematophyceae, Desmidiales, Closteriaceae.